GCCGCGUAGCCCGGCGGGGCCAUGGCCGCCCGCCGCGGGGAGAAGGAGCCGCUGGACCCGGUGCGGCAGAACCAGCUCCUGUGCGAGCGGGUGCGGAAGGAGCUGCAGUGCCAGAGGCUGCACACGCAGUACAGCGUGAACCCGCUCCACCCCGUUCACACGAUCACCAGGAAACCUAUGUCUUGGCAUGAUAAUAUAGAAGAGCCAGCAGAUGCCAAGUUUCUGAAUCUUGUUCACCAUGCAGCACUGGAGCCAACAAAGAAAUAUUCAGAGCCACAAACUGAAAGCCAAGAAAUUGGCUGGAAUACAACACCUUUGAUUCCUAUGGACCGUACUGAUCGCAGACUGUACUUCCCAUGCCGGAGAACAGAGAUCACUAAAUAAAUGGCUGCCAUGGGGCACGGGGAGGAACAGAUUGGCAGUACAGUUAAUGACAUCUAAGGGCGUUAGGCCAGUCCGGUAGAUUUCUGUCAAGAGAAGAUAGCGAGAAAAGGCAAUAGAGGACCUCAGUCUGUCCAGGUUUGCAGCCUGACCAUAGUUACAGAAGUAAACCUAUUUAUAAGAUUGCUGCAUUUGUCUCACUGCUAUAUAAGCCCACUUAUAUAGCAAAAAUACUUUAAAAAAUACUUUAACAUCUUGAAAGGCUUCAGAGUUCUUAUUUUGACAUUGACAACACGACCCAGAACUCAAGUUCACCAAGUACACGUCAACAGUAGCUGUGGAAAAAACUGUCAGAAUGAAGGAAACAAAGGGCAGGCUUCAGCCACCAUUCAUAACACAGCUAAAUGUGAAUGAGACAUUGUUCUGUGCAAACCAUUUAAUGCAUUCACACACCAAAUGUUUAAGAAGGAAACAAUCCUUCACAAAACUGACAGCAAGAAGAAAUUAGUGAUAAGGCACUAGUCUCCACUGACUUUUUUUUUCUAGCCACUUGGAAACAUCCAGCUUGUUCCAUGGUUCGCUGCUUGAUGACAGCAGAAACAUCUUGCAACACGCAGAAACACAUCUUGCAACACGCAGAAACACAUCUUGCAACACGCAGAAACACAGGAAGCCCACUAGGGAGCA
Molecule: messenger RNA, 1068 nt
Organism: Tyto alba (common barn owl)
Lineage: Eukaryota; Metazoa; Chordata; Aves; Strigiformes; Tytonidae
Gene: CFAP144
Product: family with sequence similarity 183 member A
Exons: 4
Coding region: 22-384 (120 amino acids)
Cellular component (GO): ciliary base
Source: RefSeq, a predicted model, not a curated record